CAUAAAAUUGUGUUUUGCUUUGCUCACAUAUAUACAGCACAUUUACUCCAUUUAAACUCCCUAUCUCAGGAAAAUAAAAAAAAAGUCAGUCAAAUCAAAAUGAGGAUUCAAUUGUAAAACAUAAUCAGAAGUUCAUACAAUAAUCGUCAGCAUGGAAUGCUAAUUUUAAUAUAAUGUUCUGCACACGUAUAUAUUAUCGGUUUGCUUGCAAAGUUUCGUCUUAUCUUGUCAUUGGAUUUAACCAUUUUUAUUACCAUUAAAAGAUUAGCAUUGUAGGUAAUCGUAAAUGUGCGUUAAAACUUUUCGUGUUGCAUUAUUAUUUUCAGAAUAAGUCCAAAGUAUGAGAACACCUGUUGUCGCUCAAAAUUUAGGUAUUUUUAUUACCGGCAAUAUUAAUCGCUUAUUUGUCAAUCGGGAACCAUGGCAAGUGGCCACCGUAACAGCCACUGUAGUUUUAAGUGUUGCUUGGCUCUGGAAUUUCGCCAAUCAGGAAGAAAGCAUUUGGUUACGAAGCAAAAAGAAAUUUUUCCACUAUGUAAAAAAACUUCCUUCUGUACGUCAUAAAAUCGAUGAGGAAUUGUCGAAAACAAAUCAAAAUUUUGAAAAUGAAAUUUCAAAAAGUUGUGCAAAACUUUAUUACAAUCUUGAAUUACCAGAAAAUGGCUUAAGUAGUGAAAAAAUACUGAAAUUGAUAGAUCAACACUUGCGUAUAGGCAAUUACGAUUGGCGCGAUGGUAGGGUGUCAGGUGCUGUCUACGGUUUUGAUGAAGAGCUUAUCGAUUUGGUGACUAAAGCUUAUGGUAAAGCCUCGUAUACAAAUCCUUUGCACCCAGACAUAUUUCCGGGUGUUUGUAAAAUGGAAGCAGAGGUUAUAAGCAUGGCCUGCAAAUUGUUUCAGGGCGGCCCCAACACCUGCGGGACGAUGACAAGUGGUGGUACUGAAUCUAUUGUAUUAGCCUGCAAAGCUUAUCGCGACUAUGCUCGUGAGCAAAAAGGCAUAACUAAACCAAAUAUGGUUGUACCAAGAACAGCGCAUGCUGCUUUUGAUAAGGCUGCACAAUAUUUUAAUAUACAUGCCCGUUAUGUCGAUGUAGACUCGGAAUCGUAUGAAGUGAAUCUAAAGGCUUUUAAAAAGGCCAUAAAUGGUAAUACAAUUCUGUUGGUAGGGUCUGCACCAAAUUUUCCCUACGGAACUCUCGAUGAUAUAGAAGCAAUUGCCGCUUUGGGUUUAAAAUAUGACAUACCAGUGCACGUGGACGCGUGCCUAGGUAGCUUCGUAAUAGUAUUCGCUCGAGAAGCAGGUUACAAAUUGAGGCGUUUUGAUUUUUCAAUUCCUGGAGUAACUAGUAUAUCGGCAGAUACACAUAAAUAUGGUUUCGCCCCUAAGGGAUCUUCAGUUAUAUUGUAUUCAGAUAAAAAGUUUCGUAAUUAUCAAUUUACCGUUACUACUGAUUGGCCGGGUGGUGUUUACGGUUCCCCAACCGUAAAUGGUUCGAGAGCCGGAGGUAUUAUAGCGGCGUGCUGGGCCACCAUGAUGAGUUAUGGUCACAACGGGUAUUUGGAGGCUACAAAGCGUAUACUAGACACAGCGCGCUAUAUAGAACGAGGAUUGCGUAAAAUUGACGGAAUUUUUGUAUUUGGUCAACCGGCUACCUCAGUGAUCGCAAUUGGAUCUCAUGUAUUUGACGUGUUGCGUUUAUCAGAUGCCUUAUGUAAACUAGGUUGGAAUUUGAAUGCUUUACAAUUUCCAUCCGGUAUACAUAUAUGUGUCACCGAUAUGCAUACUGCGUCAGGAAUUGCAGAUAAAUUUCUAGUCGAUGUACGAGCAUCUGUAGCUGAGCUUAUGAAAGAUCCUCAACAGCCGGUGACUGGUAAAAUGGCUAUAUACGGGAUGGCUCAGGCUAUAUCCGAUCGAUCAGUGGUAGGUGAAGUAACGCGUUGUUAUUUGAAUAGUAUGUAUUACACGCCACCGCUUGACGAACAUUAAAACUGGAUAAUGCAUAAUAUAAUAAUAAUAUGCUCGCUCGUUGUCGUACAACAUCUCAUUUUUACGCAUUGGUUUGUAUGCAUGACAAAAUUUUUAUGAAAGAGUCCACCUCUUUUUAGUGAUAUAUGAAAACCUGUUUACAACUAACUUUACCAAACUAAGCCGCACAUAUGUUUAUUCUCUAUUUGUCUUUGUUAUGAAAUUUUGUUUCUUUUUUUCUUUUUGUGGAGUAAAU
Glossina fuscipes is the source of this 2222-nucleotide messenger RNA. It is a transcript of the gene Sply, whose product is annotated as sphingosine-1-phosphate lyase. Gene Ontology annotation, biological process: carboxylic acid metabolic process; sphingolipid catabolic process. The record is from RefSeq and is a predicted model, not a curated record. The transcript has 8 exons. Bases 341 to 1987 code for a protein of 548 amino acids. Gene Ontology annotation, cellular component: endoplasmic reticulum. Gene Ontology annotation, molecular function: sphinganine-1-phosphate aldolase activity; pyridoxal phosphate binding. Lineage: Eukaryota; Metazoa; Arthropoda; Insecta; Diptera; Glossinidae.